AUGAACGACCUUCGUCCCUUCAAUGAGUGUUCAUGGAAGUAUUUAAAGAAUUUCAUCGACGACAACAAACUUAAUGUGAAGAAGAAUGUUGGAGGAAAGUAUAAAAGAACACUCCAUCACAUCUACAUGGACAUUUUGGAGGCAUUGAAGGAAAAGCCAACAAUGCUCAUUCCAGUCAGGCCAGCAUCCACAUUUGAUCAAGUUAUAGAUCGUCAGCAAAUAAUAUCAGAUUCAAGAUUGACCUCUACAUUAUUGGUUUUCUAUGACACAGAAGGAGGUAAAACCAACCUUUUGUGGGAGUAUUCAUUUGUUCUUGCUGGAAAAGUAGUUAUUGUCAACAAUAAGUUGCAAUAUCAACCCAUUUAUAAGAAAGACGGAGAUACUGGUAAAUAUAUAUUCAAGAAAGACAAGUUCAAUGGUAUCAAUUUAGAACCAGUAAGAAAAGUAAUGGAACAAUGGUUGAAAGAAUUUUCAGCAAAACAAAUCAUUUUGGUUGGAUGA
This is a messenger RNA of Naegleria fowleri, 501 nucleotides long. RefSeq lists its product as uncharacterized. NCBI's taxonomy places the organism in Eukaryota, Heterolobosea, Eutetramitea, Acrasida, Naegleriidae. The coding region runs from base 1 to 501 and encodes 166 amino acids. The transcript has a single exon. The record is from RefSeq and is a predicted model, not a curated record.